AUGGGUGAAUUGAAACGUAUGUGUUCCCCUAAGUCAAAGAUUAGAACACAUGAGGCAGAACUGCUGUUAAUUAGAAAAGGUGAAAAUCUGAUUAAACAAGGUAAUCAACUCAUCAAGCAGGGUGAGCGUAAAAUAAAAGAAGGGGAAUUACUGCUUCGUACUCAUGGAUCCAAUGUAAACAGUGUACCAUGUAGAGUACCUAAAUCAUCUGCAGUCAAUACAUCUUGUACACCAAAACCUAGAAAGUCUUUUAUUAAGCUUACAAACAGGAUGAAGCGUAAAAGAACAGAUAGUCUUAGAGAACGAGAGGUGGAAGAACUGCAACAUGCUGUCAAAAGGUUUAAAUCUAAUUCUUCUACUGAUGGUAGGGCUAUUUUAUAUGGUUCAAAUUUGUCAUUGCAAGCUCUUUGUAAUUUGAAACUUACAGAUAGAACAUGGACUGAAUUUAAAAAUAUAGUGACUCAUAAUCGUCAUCUUGUUCCUCCAGGUUUAACCAAGUUGAAGCAAUACAAAAAAAUUGACAUAUCCAGAACAGGUUGAAUAUUCUGAAACCGAAGUAAAAUGUAG
Molecule: messenger RNA, 567 nt
Organism: Hydra vulgaris (swiftwater hydra)
Lineage: Eukaryota; Metazoa; Cnidaria; Hydrozoa; Anthoathecata; Hydridae
Source: RefSeq, a predicted model, not a curated record